This is a messenger RNA of Epinephelus moara (kelp grouper), 17186 nucleotides long. It is a transcript of the gene jade2, whose product is annotated as jade family PHD finger 2. The transcript is spliced from 14 exons. Gene Ontology annotation, biological process: regulation of transcription by RNA polymerase II. The record is from RefSeq and is a predicted model, not a curated record. The coding region runs from base 907 to 3720 and encodes 937 amino acids. NCBI's taxonomy places the organism in Eukaryota, Metazoa, Chordata, Actinopteri, Perciformes, Serranidae. Gene Ontology annotation, cellular component: histone acetyltransferase complex.
GUGAAUUGAAAGUACGCCAUAAAUAUGGCGCCAAAAGAGUUUUCAAGCUGAUGAUAAGAGCUGAUUUUUUUCUGUGUUGUCUCUUUUUUCCUCUCUGGGGGUGGGGGGAGAGGUUGCAAGACAAGACCCGCCUGUGCAUUUGUGCAGAGCGGUGUGUGCACGUACACCGGGCAGAGGAGUGGAAGCGAGGCAAGGCAGCAAGUGAAGACGAGGAGAACUCAAUGUUUUAUUUUUGAAGGAGGGACGUUGCGAAACUGGCUUGCAAUCUUUUCUGACUCAUCGUUUGGAAAUAAAGCAUCCUUUUCUUUUUCCUUUUUUUUUUUUUUUACCCCUCCUCCUCCUCUUCUUGCUUCUCUCCCGUCCCCUCCUCCCCGAUCUAACUGGCACCGGAGAGGAAAACAUCGUCGGGAUUUUGACACCACGUUUGGGCUGCUUUUGCAAAAUGCGACAUGCUUUCCUGUGAGCGGUGUGUUGUGCGCACCUCGCAGCCUGCUACACCGUGAGCAGCAGCAGCAGCAGCAGCAGGACCCAGCGGCGACACCACAGUGUUUGUUGUUGUUGACUUGUAAAAAGGCUGCAACUCAAGUCUGGCUGCCACUUUUGGAUUUUAUUUCGGAUUUGGACUCUCGGCGGCCGGUCUUUGCAGAGCUGACGCGCUGUCAACACGCACCGCGAGGGGAAGGGAAGGGAGGGGAAGGGACAAGUCCUGUCACCCAACGUGGAUCCACAGUCGGGGCUGUUUAGCAGCACUGCUAGCAGCCUGCCAGGGGCACUGAGUGGGCAAACUGCUAAACCCUCCACUGUACAACUACAUGUGCCUGGCUCCCAAUGAUCUCCUAAUCUCUGGAUAUCGCCCACCGUCCAGGACUGUGGACGUCUCUGCACCCGAAGCUGACUGCGAUCAAGAUGGAGAGCGAAAAGAAGAGGAGAAAAUACUCCACGAGCAGCAAUGACUCCGACACCACCGACAGUCAGGUGACGUCGUGGUCCAGGUCAUCCAAGAAUACGGGCACCAGCAGCACAUGGGUCCGCCACCAGCACAAGAAACCAUCAGAGGUAUUUCGUACAGAUUUCAUCACGGCCAUGAAGCUGCCGGACUCGGCCCAGCUCGGCCCGGACGACUUCUACGUGCUCUCAGACCCUUGGAGACAAGAGUGGGAGAAGGGAGUGCAGGUGCCUGCCAACCUGGAGGCCAUACCAGAACCUGUGGUCAGGUUGCUGCCGACUGAGUCAACAGGCAGUCUUUCCAACAACAGGCCGGAGAUGGAGAGCAGCACCCAGCCUCCUCCGUCCCAACGCUACAGCUGCUAUGACCUGGAUGACCUGGACGUUGCAUGGCUGGAGCUGGUCAACCACGAGUUCAGACAGAUGGCGUUACCAGAGCUAGACGAGCUGACGAUGGAGUGCGUCCUGGUCGAGCUAGAGAGCGUGUGUGAUGAGAAGAUGCGGCAGGCCAUCGAGACAGAGGAAGGCCUGGGCAUUGAGUACGAUGAGGACGUGGUCUGUGACGUCUGCCGCUCGCCAGAGGGAGAGGACGGCAAUGAGAUGGUCUUCUGUGACAAGUGCAACGUCUGCGUUCAUCAGGCGUGUUACGGCAUCCUGAAGGUCCCCCAAGGGAACUGGCUGUGUCGGACCUGCGCUCUGGGAGUCCAGCCUAAAUGUUUGCUCUGCCCCAAGAGAGGGGGGGCCCUCAAGCCCACCCGCAGUGGAACCAAGUGGGUCCACGUCAGCUGUGCCUUAUGGAUCCCUGAGGUGAGUAUAGGCUGUCCAGAGAAGAUGGAGCCCAUUACCAAGGUGUCCCACAUCCCUGCCAGCCGCUGGGCUCUGUCCUGCAGCCUGUGUCGAGAACACACAGGAACCUGCAUACAGUGCUCCAUGCCCUCCUGUAUCGUGGCCUUCCAUGUGACGUGCGCCUUCGACCACGGCCUGGAGAUGAGGACCAUCCUGGCAGAGAACGACGAAGUGCGCUUCAAGUCCUUCUGCCUGGAGCACAGCUGCACCGCAAGCAACAGCAGUGCAACCAACAACAACUUCUCCAGUUUGACCAGUGUGAGCAACGGCAACCACACAACCACUUCCACCACCAACGGAGCACACAGCGCAGCCAGACCCGACUGGGCCACCACCGGCGCCAGUUCUGAGCUCCGGCCAGACCAACAGCACCAGCCAAACAACAGCGGCGACCCGGAGCAGAGGUCGGUAUUGUACCCGAUUUCGGUGUCGACAUCAGAGAGAGCUGAGCGGGACCAGCUGGAGAGGGAGAAGGUGAGCCAGAGGAAACAGAAGCUGCAGGAGCUGGAGGAUGAGUUUUACCAACUGGUGGACCCCAUGGAGGUGGCUGAAAACUUGGCGCUGCCCGUCUCCCAGGUGGACUUCUUAUAUCAGUUCUGGAAGAUGAAGAGGAAGGCCAACUUUAAUCGACCUCUGGUGACCUUAAAGAGGGACGAGGUGGACAACCUGGCCCAGCAGGAGCAAGACGUCCUCUACAGACGCCUCAAACUCUUUACACACCUGCGACAAGACCUGGAGAGGGUGCGUAACCUGUGCUACAUGGUGACACGGAGGGAGAAAAUGAAACACACCCUUUGCGACCUCCAGGAGAAGAUUUUCCACCUGCAGAUACAACUACUGGAAGAGGACAUUGCUGGAGAGAAAACCCAGAAGGGAGAAAAGAGGAAGCAGAAUGGAGUGAAGGAGAAAGGGAAGGAGAGGAGGAAGAGUAGUCCUGAGAAGAAAAAGGAGAGAUUGAAGCCAGAGAACGGCUCCCUGCUAAAAGAGCUAGGUUUGUCAAAGUCCUUCCCGUUGGACAACUCUUUGUUCGACAGCUGGCUCGCCCAGUCGGUUCAGAUCACCGCUGAUGACAUGCUGAGCCAGUGGGCUCUGGGUGCCCAGCAUCGGGACAAGAGCGGCAGUCUGCUGUCUGACCAGCUCCUGCAAGGCGAGGAAAGUCUGCUAAACCUUAUGAUGGAAAACUCCAUGCAGUCCACCUGGAAAACACCACAGCUGGGCCGCAAACCGCGAGGGGGCAACAAGCCCCGAGCUCGUGGACACCCGCAACCCACCACCCCCACCCUUCCCCAGACACUCCUGUCUGCUGCAGCCGACUCCGCCGCCAGCAGCCCCUCCACCGCAAAGAGCCUCUGGGCAAGCGUGGCAGAGGAAAAGCCCAGCCAUGGGGGCCGGAAAGGGGAAAGGUCCAGGGGCUCCUCCAAGGCCUUGCACCACCACCACCUUCAUCACCACCAGACAAGGAGCUCUGACCUGCACAGGGACCCACCACCGCAGCCACCCAUCUCCAAAAUGGAUUCCUGUCACAUCUCGGAGGACCGCGGCCCUUGGGACAGCGUCUACGCAGGGAAUGGCGUUGCAUCUGGUUUCACUGCAAGCUCAUCUCCACGUCCAGCCUCCAGCCCCGGGGCCACGUUGCCCGACACAGGGGCGAUCACUCGAGGCGGGGGUGCACGACUCCGUCUGUCCCGCCAGGGUAAAUCCAGAGGUAGGGGCGUUAGUGGAGGUGGAGGCAUAGCAGGGCUGGAGUCUGUGAGCCUGCCGCUCACAGCAAAGGACACGUCCCUGCUGGAUGCUGCCGAGACUGACGGGUACUUCUCUGAUGGCGAGCAGAGUGAUUCGGACACGCGCUCUGGAGGACGCAAACUCCGCUUGCCGCAGUUGCAUUCUGGGAACGAGGACCUGCUGAGAAGGAGCGUGCUGGCAUCCUAAAGAACUGAGACUCAAACCAACACACACACACACACACACACACACACACACACUCACACACACACAGUUAACCAAGCAAAGUUCUGCUGGCUUAUUCUUUCUCCAUCUGUGCCCAAUAUACAGUCCACAAAACAUGGCUGGACGGCUUUGUUCAACCAAAUCCCUGUCACAUAUACCAGUGGAAAAUCUCUUCAGCUCUCACCUGCUUUGUUUUGGGGGGGAAUUUGAAUGUAGCUGUUUGCCUGUCGUACAGUAAAGCUUCUCCACCGGACUGUAGUUUGUCGUUAGCUUACGACAAGAUGCGAUACAUUCAACAAAUAGGAAACAAACAUUACCUUUAGUCCUUUUUUUUGUUUUGUAUUUCAGAUUCAUUUUGUUUCUGGGCGUUGAAGUACCCAUUUCUGGCCUCAUGUCUGUGGUAUCUGCCAGACUUGGGAACAAACACUUUGGGGCAUUAUUAUUAUUAUUCAAGCUGGUUUCAGGGUCUGCUUUGCUCCUGGUCUUUGUGGCCUGAGAUGCAUCCAUUGAGUCCUUGUUUUCUUGAAUACCGUUCAGUGGAAAGACAAUUUCACACCAGAGCUGGUCUGAAUAUGUACAGAGAGUGACAUGGGAUAACGUGUUCAGCCUUGAAAAGCACAACUAGCUAGUCAUAAGAGCUGUAAUGUAAGCACUCGUGUGUAUAAUAUGUGCUCGAUCAGGGUUGGGGUCAAUGCUUAUCAUGUUGACUCAGUUGCGAAAUGUGCUCCACAAAAGUCAUCAUUCUCAAAUUUAUCUCCACAGACGUAUAAAAACAACCACAGAUUUCCAGCUUUUCCAGUUUUUUAAUGGCAAAUAGAUUGACCCCAACCCUGCUGCUCAUUCAGAUUGUCACACAGAGACACAAACACACAGACAUACUGAUACACAUACUACUUUAAGCAAAUCCCUUUGCUCACAUCACAGCCGUUGUUGAAAUAUUUGAUCUGACAAUUGUCAGCUGCUUUCAAAUUCUUCCUAAUUCUGAGUUCAGUUUUUUUUUUUUUUAUUAGCCUGAAUCUUUGGAGAAAAAAAAAAUCAUCGUAGAAACUCUGUGCCUUCUGUCGCUUGCCCUGUGCCCCUGCCUCCCCUCAACACCCCCCAUGCCCCCCCCCUCAACCUUAUCAAUCAACCAAACAAUCACAAUCACUGAGUAGAUCAAUCAGUCGUUUCUCAAUCGGAUUUGUAACAAUCAAACCAAAAGGAAAUCCCGUUGGAUCGGCUGCCGCGUGUAGCCAGGAUUGGGCUCCUUGUCACCUUAACAAUUGUCUAGUGCCUGAAACAAGGAUGUAAAUGCAGCGUUUGCCAUUAAUCAACAAAGCAUCUGCAACGGUUAGCAAAGCAGAGCCACAGCGUACUAUCAGUGCAAAGAGCUGCCUACUGUUCUGUGCCCCCCACUCCUUCCUAACUAGAUCACUGCAGUCCAGAGCCAUCGAUGAACAGGGUUUGGCCAGGUUACACCGUGAGCACCAUGUUGCUGCCUCUUCUUGAGAGAGCUGACUGCAACAGUAGAUACACAUGGAGGAAGGACAAACACAGCCUGCCAGCGGCUCCCAUUCAAAACAAGUCUUGUAGAUUGGUGGCUGUGAAGCCCCCAGCAGCAGGGCCAGGAUUUGAAGCCAAUUUGACAGAGUAGCCGAACCAUGGAAUUACAACUUCUGGGUCCUUCAGGUGAUGUCAUGUGGCCCAAAAAUACUUACAUCUGUAAAUCAGUGGACUCAUUUUUUUGAGCAUGACAACCCCUACGAAAUGACUCAUUUCACUAUUGAGAUUUGAUCCUUUUAGUCCCAAAACGUCUCUAAAGUUUAUAAGAGCCACAUGAUUAAAUCAUUUUAUCCCCAUUCAAGCUAGCAGAGGGCUUAACCGGAAGUUAGCCACUUAGUUUUCAGUUCUCUUUAUAUGUCCAUUUUGGCCACAACUGCUUGUCAGUUUUUUUUUAUUUUGUGUAGCCAGCUUUCUCUCACAGCGGUCAGCUCAGUGGUAUGAAUCAGUAAUGCUUCAUUAGUCGAGUUUAUUGUGUAAAAAUCUGUCUACAUUUUGGGCAAAAUUGAUUGAAUUGAUCAGGCAAAACUGGAGAAAGUAUGUGACAGAAUAAUCUCAACUCAAAAGGUCUAAUUACUGGCUUUUUCAGAACUUUUCUCCACAACUCAUCUUGGCUGGUUCAGGUGUCGUCAUGUAGAAAAACAAGUUGUAUGAGCAUCCUAGAAAUUAUAAUUAUGUAGUUGUUCUUCGCCCACAUUAUUGGAUUGUUUAAAAGAACCAAAGCCCUCAAAAGUUACAGUUAUUUCUUGUUACGACAGUAAAUGAGUCCCCCAGCGCUCACAGUGCAGUGUACAGGCAUGAAGAGAGUCAUCAUUUAUCUCAUCCAUGUGUAUCUAUGCAGUUUAUAAUAAUGGUUUAGUCAUAUGUUUUAUUCAGCUAAGCACUGAGCGGGGCACCAACACGGUUGCCACCUAAGUUUGACGUGGCCACACUCUCGUAACUGAUGGCUCUGCUGCACCUGUUCUCCUGUUAGAUGAAUGAUGACAAUGUAAUAAUCAGCUUCAGAGGCCUGCGCUCUUCAGUUCUGGAAUUGAGUUGUUUGUAAAUUUGUUUUAAACAAAAAUACUUUUUUUUGUUGUUCUCUCAGAGAGUUGUAUUUUAUACUUAAAGCAGUCCAUGGUAUUCUCAGGGGUUAAAAAAACUUUAAAAAAAAGAAUAAAAGGUUUAAAAAUGUAUCGAAAAAGCGACGUAAGACAGAGAUACAUAUAUAUAUAUAUAUACAUAUUUUAUAUCGUAUACAAUAUAUAUAUAAAGUGAUGUGUGUAUGUCUAGAAACUUCCUUAUUUGACAAGCUUCACUGUUUGAACUCCUACACGACUACUACUGAGCAUGCUCCUUCUCUCAGUAUGACCAUAUGACCAUCAGUCCUGGGUUCAAUAGUCUCGUCCAAUAAUUAAUGCUCAUUUUGUUUGAGUCACCAGAUGAGUGGGAUAGGUCAGAUAAUAUUAGCUCCAUGGUCAACUGCAAGAAGGGGCGUUGUUUUCAUUCUCCCAUCUCUUGCAGUUAAGACCCACCCAUCUGGUUCUAAUGGGUGAAAUAAAGCAUCACAAGUGAUUUUAAGGGCUGCUUAACCCAGGCCUGAUGAACAGAGGUGCAAGUCCAAUCUACUUCCUCUGUUUUUUUUUUUCUUUCUGUAUGGACAGCUUCUAACCUGUCUUCUGAAGUGACCACGCCAAAGAACAGAUCUGUGUAUCAAGGCAGCAUAUUUACAUCUUAUCUACACAAACACACAUACACAUGCUCCGUCUCUGGUUUUCAAGAUGAAGAAUGUUAGAUAAGGAUGUCAAACAACUCUUGCUGUCCAGGUCAGCUCAGUUUGAUCUCAACCUGGUUCGAUCCAGCUCAGUGGGGUUCAGUCAGAAACACCGUAAGCUCAGGCACGGUGCCGUGGUGUUGUGUGACCUCCUCUAACGCAAGUGGGGGCACUCUUAAUUCUACUACACCACCACCAAUAAACCCAACCUGGAUUCUCCCACAUCUGCACCCACGGGGGUUCACAUAGGAAAAGCCUGUCGUCACAGUAAUGGGCUGGCGAUGGUUGUUGAAUGCAGACUCACACAUAUAACCCCCUUCAGAAAAAGCCAAAUGCUGCUGAACUGAACACACAACUCACAUACACAUACACACACACACACACCAGAGCUGGUAUAACAGGGUUAUAAUGUACAAGAUGACUAGUUUUUUAUGUAUAUGUGGUCCUGACUGCAUCAGGAAGUAUGAGCUUACUCAGAGUGAAACGCCCCCUAUCAGCAGGAAAGUAUUUACUGGUGACAGUGCAGCGUCUCUGUCUCCUUUUGUCCUUUGGAUGUAGCCAUCGUAGAAGAUUCACAUUGUUGGUCCUCCACACUUGUCUUUUUUACGCCAUGAAAAGAGCUGGAAAAACCUUCUUUUCAAAUGGUUUUGUGUUGAAGUAUGUCUACAGCUUUCAUACAUGACAGGUGGAGGAUUAUGGACUUCUACGUUGGCUACCGUUAUUACAACCCCCAUGGAACCGACCGCAACAACACAUACAACAACAAUAACUGCAACAAAGCUUGUGUUUUGAAGCGAGGAUGUGGUGACGUAUCGUCAUUACGGCCCACAGAUUCCUCCAACGGGGGUGGUUGUUACCAUUCAUGGGUUGCUAAGACAGAAACAUGUAAUCUUGGUUUCAAUAUUCAGUGUUCAGAGUAGCCUGACUUUGUAGACAGUGGUAUUAGACAAGGCCUCACAUGUACGGCCUUAACAUGUAGUAGCAAAUGCGAAGGCUGCACAGCGCUGUUAGGUAGAAGAAGAAAAAAAUCACCCUUUUGUUUGGCUGAUUUUCCUCUACAGAAGUUGUGGAGGUGGUUAGGUGACUUAUUGCUGUUUCUAAAGAUUCCCUCCUGUUUGUAAGUCAGAUUUGACCGCAAGAACUUUCCACCGGAGUACCUUGUCAGGCAAAUUGCAUUUUUUGAUUUUUCUUUUUUUUCCCAGAUGCUGUGCAGCCUUGGCAAACACAAACUGGUUAUUAUUCUAUAUUUACAGUGUGGCUUCAAUGCCAUCUCCUUCCGCUUAGUAGAUACUGUAGACUGGAGUCUUUUACAGGUUCUUUUUAUCAAUAUCCACUAGAAUACAACUUCAAAGCAUCACUGUCCUCUGUGUGGUACGCUGGUGUGGGUGUUGGCUCGCAGCCCGAAAUGUGCACUGAUGAUCUUUGAAUUUUGCAACUCUGUCAGGUCGGAUAUCCAGAUUAGACUUUUCUUUCCUUUUCUGGGUUUAAUCUCUAAUAUCAGUGAUGAAAUUUUCAGCCUCAGAGUGAGGCAUCAGUGUCAGUAUCAGCUCAAGAUCUGCUAGAAUAUUGGAGGUUAUGUUCGUCUGUGCAAGCUCACCAUUUAGAGGGCAUGGUUAAGACAGUCUGCAUAAUGGAUAAAUAUACAACUAUAGUUUUCUAAAUGGUGAGCUGGUGCAUGUGUGAGGGCAAAACCCCUCUCCCCUCCAGGAGUUGGCAUGAAUGCUACACCACGGAAAUAAAGCUGGUGGGCAUUGUUCACGUAAUGGCAGGUCAGGAACACACCUACACACAGUGAUGCACUCCACCUAGCCUUCUGCUGAAAAGCUGGUUAAAGGCCAGCGCUGAUUGCUGCAGGCAAUUGGAACCUCGCCUGUUAUUCAAACAGCUGCUGUCUACUGUACCGACGCUGUUGUAAAACUCCUUGGAAAGACAUCACUGCACCAGCAGGGUUGGGUUCCUCAGAACUUCCUCAGCUAAGCAAAGAUCAUGUUUAAAGCUUUUUUUAUUAGUUGGGAGGCAAGUUAGGACCAUUCAGCAACAAAAUGCUGGUAAAUGUUGCUGUACAAAACAAUUUUGCAACAAAACCAUCUAUUUGAUUGAGACAGACACAUUAAAACAAGCUGUUGCACCUACUGGAUGGGAAAUUUCAGUAAUUUUGAGACAAAAACUGAUUGUUGCCCUGAGGUGGUUUUUGGGAACCAGAAGGGCAUCGAGAUGCUGUUCAUAGGAUGUCUCUCUUUCUCUGUCGUUCCUCCUUCAACCAAUAAGAAAGUGGUUUUAAGGCUGUCUGUAGGUCAGUAAAGCCAGGAUUGGCUUUACAUUCGUUAGUGAUGAUGAAUUUCAUUUGAUGUGAUAAAGGUGAAUGGGAUACCUGACAGCACAACUUGUUGCAGAUGAUUAACUUUGGAUUUUUAAAUGUGUCUAGAGCUGAAAUCUUGACCAAAGUUGAAUUUAUUAAUGGCCUGUCCAUAAAAUAGGUAAAAAUGACAAAAGACUGUCACUUUUUAAUCAGUUGGAAAGACUGACCCAAUGACUGUUUAGUGCUUCCUUUUUCUGAUACAGUUGUCCAGUCCUUGCUUUAUUGUCCUACGGCAGCCCUACAAACCCACCCACCCACCCACCUACCUACCGCUGGAGUUUAUACACAUUUACAAUAAUGUAUAAUACUGUUCAACUACUACUACUAGAAACAUUUUCAUUUUCCGUGUUUUGAAAAAGCCUUUGGAAGCUGUUUUUUUUUUCUUUUGUAACGCUUUAGCUGGCCGCUGUGGCUCGUAUCAAACUAGAAAGCUGACUCAUUAUCUGCUUACUCUGUUUUUACUGGCGCUUUGCUCUCCUCUCCGUUACAGCAAAGUUAUGGCUUCAAGGUCUCAACAUCCACAACCCAGACACACUGCACAGAUUGGAGGUUUAGUCAUACAGACUGAGCCGUCGUGGAGGCAGAAACAAGCUCAAUUGUCAAGCUUAAAUUGGUGGAGUCAAAGAACCACAGUGAUUUGAAUCAGAGGGGGUUUUUUUUCUUGUUCAUUCAUGAUCUUGCAGGGUAGCUAAUUGGCAUGCCAAGAUCCAAUAAAGCCAAGAACAGUCAGUUCAGUCAGUUUGAACUUGAAGGGUCACUUGGAAGAACUAGUUAAACUAAGUGCAUAAACAUGUUUGAGAAAUAUGUGAGCAAAUGAUAUGCCAGAGUAAAAAUCACUUGGUUGUCAGUUAUAGAUUUACAACGAUUAAUUGAUGAGUCGAACAACAGACAAUAAAUUGGCAACUAUUUGGAUGAUCCAAUAAUCAUUUUAGUCAUAUUCUCUGGUUCCAGCUUCUCAAAUGUUGACACUGCUCUUUGUCAUACACAAUGUAAGAAAAAUCUUUGGGUUUUGGAGGGUUGGUUGAACAAAACAAAGACAUUUGAAGAUUACCAUGAACCUUGAGAAAUUGUAAUGGACAGUAUUUAGAUAUUUAAAAGACAAAAUAAGUAAACAAAAAUUAAAAUAUACGUUAGUUUCAGUUGUAGGUUUUUUUGUUUUUUUAUUUUGGUUUUUUUCCCCAACAAAAAUUCCAAACUUUGUCUUUGUCUUCUGUGGUAGCAAAGCAAAUAUCUUUGGGGUUUUAACAGAUCAAGCAGUUUAAUUGCAGAUUAAUGGCAAACCAAAUGUUAGCCUGAGGAGAUGUCUUGAUAUGGCUUGUUUUGUCCAAUGACUGUAUAUAAAGAUGGACAACGUGCCUCCAUUUCCUCCCACUGUACCAAAAUAAAGCCAAAAUAUCCUGGAUACAGCCACUGCCAUCUUGCACAGAUGUCAUUUGGAGUCAGAUUUGGCGCAGCAGCGAUCUCGGCGGUAUUGAGUUCCCACCCACACACACGUCCGGCCAAUUGUGAGCAGCGCCAUUGAUUGUGAGCAUAGUGAUUGGCACAUAAAGCUGUUUAUUGUGACAUCAUUCCCCUUUUUAUAGCAUUGAAUAACUUAUACUGCAGCCAGCCACCAGGGGGCAGUCGAGAUGUUUUGGCUUCACAUUUGGGAAUUAAUUACAUAAAACAGAUAAAAGCAGUAAAGCUGCCCACUUGAGGACUGAAACCAGAGAAUAUUUUCCAUUUUUGCUUGGGUAAAAAACUGCAACUGUAAACCGAUUAUCAAAAUUGUUGCAGUGUUGCUUUUCUUUUACAGGACUUGACAAUUAAUCAUCAAAGUGUUUCACAUGACUUAAUGCCUUCUAGAUAAGAUAGAGUUGACAGCAAAAAAAGAUAAAAGAAAAACACCAAGCAGAGUGGUUUUUCAAGAGCAGAUGUUUUAUUUUUAUGUAAAAGUUAAAGAAAACCUGACAUGCUGUAAUAGCUUGCCUUCAAUUUUUUUACUCUUUGCCUUUCAGUGGGCAUCAGUCCAACAUCACUUAACCCAAAACAGUCUUUGGCUCCACCCAUGAAGGUUCACCACAAACAGUGAGAUGACGUCUGCCUCCAGAACAGCUCCAAGAAACGUUUUUCUUUUUUGACUAAAGCUCCCAUCUGCACAUACUGUGCACCUUACUCUGUCUCCGCCAUACAACAUCUUCCUCACUUCUCCUCUUCCCACCACCAGCAAAAAACAACCCCUCCUGUUGUGCCCCCCCCCCCUGCCCACAACUCCUCCUCUUUCCUCCUCUCUCCUGUCCGGUGAUCAGCCUCCUUGGCCGGCACGUGGCUCUUUAUUGAAUCGCUUUUGAAGCAUAGGACGAUCAAAAAAGGAAAAACAAAAAGAAAAAAAAACGUAAAAGAAGAAUAAAGGAUGUCUGUAGCUUUAAGGACAAAUAAUGACAGGCACGUGUUGUGCAAGUACGUGUGAGGAGGGGAAAACGUUGCAGUCUGCUUUGCUCUGGCCUGGAGAGAGAGAGGGGAGAGAAGAGAGAUGGAUAGAAAGAACAAGCAGAGAGGAGGGAGACGUUUACUGAACCGGAGCCAGAGAAGCAGACAGAGAAAGAGUACAACUUGUUCUUUCCCCUGCGUUCUGUUUGCAGCCUGUCCGCACAGUCAAGUUAACAAGCAGCUAAUAUAAACAACACCAGGCCCUUCCCUUCUACUUGCCCUCUCGCCUCCUCAUCUCUGUCUCUCUCUUUUUCUCUCUGUACUUUCUCUUCUCUCUCUCACUACAGCCGGGUCUCCAUCCAAGUAUUUCCUUUACAAACUGUAACAAUUGAAUCAGGAAAGCAGAACGGAAACCAGUGAAAUUUCCAUUAAAUGGCAUGACCAGCCCCGCGAACAAUUCAGUUUUAUGGCAGGCUAUUUUAAUAUCGACUAUGACUUUCAAUAAUGCUAAUAUAAUCAUAAUAAUAAUAAUCUCCCUCUGUGGUUAGUUGAUGCAUUUAUUUGUCCUCAGACAAAAGCAUCAAUUUGGCCAACUGCCAACACAGAUAAUAAACAAGGUUACAAAGAUAAGGCUUGCGAUAUUCUGUUUUUGUCUUAUUGUCAACAAAUCCCAUGAAAAGACCAAAACCAGCAAUUACUCGAUGCCACUAACAAGUAGGACCAAGUUCUCUCCAAAGCCUAAUUGAUCUUAUUCCUCUGUGCCAUAGCAAAUGAAAACAGAUCACUGAGCCCAGCUGUUGUUACACUGGAUGACAUGUUCCUUCAUUAAUGUGAAUACAGCCACUGUAGUUUCACUCAAUCAGAGAUAUGCCGUCCAACUGCUGUACAUUCGAAAAUACUACAUUCGACUGUGCAAGCAGCUUAUUAUGAUCUAUAGUUACGUUUAUUGUGAGGCAGUAGUGGCCAUAGCAGUUAUUACAAGAGCAGAGAAGGCGAGACAUGAGCGAGCCACAAAGUCCUCGUAUUGUUGUACAAAUAUCAAAGGAAUCUGCAUAUGGGUCACUCUGAUCUUGUCACAUAUCGAUGUUUGGUCAUGGACUUUCCACAUCCAGAUAUUGAUGUGCAAGGUAUCCUGGGUGCGUUUGUUGUUGACGUUCUGGGACGCCGUGUCAAGUUCUGCCUGUUACAUGCAUUGUCUUCUGUCAAAAUAUUAGGAAAUUUACAGUUAACAUUCACUGUCUUAAAAGAUAAACACACUACAUCGGUACAACACCACAAAUUCCACUGUGUUUUUGGACUCAUCCACUACCACUCCCACCCGCCCCAGUCAGGCUUCCUCCGCCUUAACUAUCGUUCUAGCCCCUCUGCAUUUCCCCCUGACGCCGCUGGGCGCCAUUGAACUAUAACAGCGACCAGCCAUGUAUCAUGCAGACAUUAAAUGAUGUCUUUUUUCGUUUGGUGUCUGAUGAUGCAAGUCACUGCCCAAGCGCAAGGUUUCGACGACUUCUGAGUGAGAAUGGGCAGGUCAAGCAAACACAGGACUGUCACCCAGGGGACUGGUGUUUGUGGCUCAAAGUCAUCGGUGACGUCUAUUAAUAACAACUCAAUCUAGUAUGCUAGUUUGUGUAGCAUACUUUGCUAGUGACGUAUGUGAUGUGUUGUUCGUCACGUAUGUCAUGUUACGUUAAAGACAAAAGUGCUUUUUUGAUUCUAAAGCGGGAUGUUUUUAUUCUAAACCUAACCAGGUAGUUUUGGAGCGGAACUGCGACUGUUUAACACUGUUAAGGACGUGCUUCAAACUGCGACUGCUAGAAUGGUAAUAUAUGUAGUUUUGGAGCCAAUUAUACAAAUCGUUUUGCAGUCAGUGGAAAUCAACCUGUGCUGUUGUUCAAAUAUGAGAGAGUGUUGUCAAAUGUCUAUUCAUCCGCAGCUGAAAAUAGUCCCCAACAAAUCUGUUAUUUAAUUAAUUUUGAUUAAUGUUCACUAAAAGCAACAGUGCUCAGCUGUUUAAGUACUUUACUGAAGCCUAACUGACCAAUUUGUAGGCAAGUGUUGAGGGUUGAAGACACGGAGGAUGGACACAUUGUUGGUUUUGGUCUUUUCACUGGAUUUGUUGGUUUAACAACAACAAAAAAAUCUAUAUCACCAGCUGUGUUCUUUAAAUGUCCUGAUCAUUUUUUUUUAUAUACCAGCUUUUGAUUUUUUGCACCUAAUCUGUCUAUAAUCACCAACUAUGGUUAUAUACAUUUGCAUUGAAACGUUUGGCCAAUAACAAUUCAGUCCUGGAACUGAAUCAAUUUUAUAUGUCAUUUUUCUUAAUUUAACUCAAGACCUGGGUGGAAACAUGUCCUCAGAACCCUUUUAUGGUUCCUCCCCCGCAAUCUUCGCAAUUUAUUCAGCCUCCCGUUACAUCUGGUUUCACCAUUAGGCUCCUGGGAGGUUCAGACUCUGCUCACACAUAUAUCAUUGCAAACAAAUUGGAGGUGUGAAUGCAACCAAGACACACUCCAGAUCUAUUUGGCCGAAGCUACCAUCUCACACUGACGAUCAAAGCAACAUUUGUAACAUUAAAUUUAGGUUCAGCCAGGAGCCAUACAGACGUAUAACAAGAGAACGUUGGUGGGAAUCUGUUUCAUGAGAAGAAGAAUGAUUUCAGUUCAGGCACCGGAGACUCUUCCAGGUGUAAAUGUAAUCUAAAUAACUCACGUCUCAACACACUCUAGAUUUAAGAUGAAGGUUUAGAACAUUUGUUAAGAGGCCCUCUGUACUGUCUGUCUGUCUCUGCUCUUUCUCCCACUCGUAAUUUCGCUGCUGUGUUUGUCUCUGCUUUAUUUCUUUCUCCUGAUUUCCAUUAUUUUAUUUUGUUCAUCCCUGUUCUUCACUGCUUUUGUAAUCUGACUUUUUUUCUCUGUCACAUACACACAGAACAAAUGUUUAUCUUCUUCCUCUGAGGCAAAUAAGUAUUUCUGUUUGCCUCCACUGCCUGAUCUUAAAUACAUGCAGGAAAGGAAAAUGUGUUUUGAUUGCAUAAAUUGAGGAAAGCGCAAACCCUCUGUACAUGUGUGUCUGUGUGUGUGUUCUUCUGAUAAUACAGGCUGUGUGUAUGCAGACAGGUGUGUAUGUUCUCUCCCUAACAGUCUGUGUCCACACUAAGCCAGCUAAUUUUGAAAACCAUUUAUGUAAGAAAGAAACAUGAGUCCACACUAGCAUUUUCAGGUAUGUGUUCAUAAAGAUCUCCAUCUACACUGAAAUGGCUGAACAAAAGGAAAACAUCCUAUUUCAGUCUCUGGUCACUCAGCUGGUUAAACAUCUGUUGUGUCCCCUCGUACUUUCUCUGACCACCUAUUUUGAGUUUUAUUACAGCAAAAUUUUCAUCUUAGUUGUUCUCAUUUAACAAACAGUUGCCAGUUUUAUACACAUAAAACGCCAUUUUUAGCUAGUUAGGUGUACGUAAUGAUUUGCAAAUUUGAAGCAAAUGUGUGAUUGUAAUAUUGAGCCUUUUAAAUAAAAUUAUGUUUGUUUACAUGCAUAUAAGCAGCCAUCUUUCAGUUGGCUUUAAACACUGAACAGAUUUGUUGAACGUCAUGUUUCUGUAGUCGGAGAAGGAGAUUCGAGAAACACGAUUUUCCCAGUUAGAUUUCUGCUGGAGAAAGCCAAUUUCAAGGCCUUGUAGACACAUAACUCAUUUCUAAUCAGCUUUUACAUGGCAGAGACUUCAGACAGAGAAAGUAUCGCUGCAGCAGCAAAGCUGCUGAAUGAGAGCUGAGAUUACACACAGCGAUUCCAUCUCGAGUCUGACCAAAACUUCAAAAGUUGCCUCUAGAAGUCUAAAUAAGUCAGUUUUUACAGCAGAACAGACAUCACAUUCAGACACAUUUGCACAUGCAGCUUGAUGACAACAUGUUUAUUGUGUGAUUAUAUGUUAACAUCUAAAAUGAGUGAUCACAGAGAGGGUUAGAAGUGACAGAAAGUCUUAACCUUGCUGCCACUCAGACCGCGGUUACAUCAUGUUUUUCCAAAAGCACUUAUCAUGUACAGUGUAACAUGAUGCUGGCAUGUAUCCACUCUGGUGACAGCUGUCGAAAAAUCUUUGUUUUCUGUUUAGAAAAACACCGGCUUGGUGUGGACACAGAGCCAAAACAGAUUUUUGUGGAUGUGCUCUGAAGCAUUUCCAUCUCUUUCUCCUCUCCUAUUCAUAAUCAGUUUCUCUUUCUCGUACUUGCUCUUUAACUUUGGGUUGCAUUUUCUGUCUCACCCUCUGCUCCACAUGUCUGUCUAUUUUUAUUCACUUUCUCCUCCUCUUCUUUUCUCAGUAUCCCUCCUCAGUGCAGAGCAGGCAGUUUCUGACUCUCAUUAAUAACAAAAAAAUUCUCGCUCCCCUCUCCUGACCUGCGAAUCACAAAGUUUUCUCCCUCAGGUUUGAAACACAUUAUGAAACAAGAAUUCAGCGUUUUGGUAUGCAAAAUUUCAGCAACUUUUCGUUGCCACAACUUCUCUUCAGUACUGUCUCCCGUACGCACUUAUGAGUAUCUAAUUUUUAUGUUAGUUAUUUUAAGCACUUAGUUCGCCCUCAUGUGUUUGCAUAAUUGAUCUUUGAACAGUUUCUCCCUUCUCUCUGCUCUCUGAUGACAUUCUUAAAUAAUAUUGGGUAUCAUUCUGCAACAUGGGACUGUUUUGCAUCAUACCGGUCAUAUUUAGGCACUAUUUGAAUUUGAUAUUAAUCAAAGCAGAGAUGGACACAGGCUUUUUCUCCUCCUCCUCUUCUUCCUCCUCCUCCUCCUCAUGUCUUAUUUGUCCUUAUAAAGGUGUUAAAAUCUCUGCUGUGGUGUCCAGUUUCUCCUCCACUCUGCAUCGGUUCUUCAAUACAAUAAUAUGAAUGUUGCAGGAGUUUAUCCUUCUGUAUUCUUUGUUUCAAAGAAUGUUGUGCCAUUUGUUAAUAGCAAAGAGAACUAUUGAACAUAUAUGAAAAAGAAGAGCUAUUUUAAAUUAUUUUUUGGCUUUUUUUGCUAUAUUUAUUUUCUUGUAUUAGAAUCUUCUUUGUAGGAGGGAAAAAUCAAAAACUGUAUUUUUCAUUAGUGCGAAAAACCUAUUUUCUUCCUUUUUGUACAAUUUCGAUGUUUUAAGCGAGACUUUGAAAAGCAAUAUGAUGAUGAUGACGAUGUUUCCUGUGACUGUAUCUGCAUGCUGUUUGUGUUGCCUUAAUGAUGGCUGCAUCCCACUAUGAUCCCACCCCCAACCUGUCUGGCCCCCUUCCUCACCCAACUCUGACCCCGCCCCCUUCAACUCCCACCCUCAUCUGAUGGAGUCCCAGUCCCAUCUGAUCCAGUCCAGACCAAUCCAGUCCAGUCCAGUGCAGUCAAUAAAGCAGUGCUUUCUGUGUACACAAAA